GAAGCAGUGAGUUGUACUCGCGGGAAAAAUGGCGGAAACGUGUGGUGUCUUCAUGUUGCCAGCAACAGCGAUUCAAAACAUCGCAUUAUAAACCUCAUCCUUUGUUUUCCUCCCUGCGGUAGUAGAUAAUCUGCGCGCGGUGGUGUGUUACUGCUGUCUUUUUAUACAAGACUCUGGGUUUCAGAGGAAUGCAAGAUGCAAAAAGAUUCAAUGCACUUUUCCACCUCUGGCCACAUGACUCACAAUCAGGCUGUCGCUGAAGAAUCCUCCACCAAGACUUUCCGUUGUAGUCACUGCAUGCUCAUCUUCAAAUCCAAAGUCUACCUAUUUGAGCAUCUCAACAAGAUGCAUGACCUUGAUGUUGAUACUGCUCUUAGAGAUGCUGGUUUAAAACACCAUGAGUCUAACAAAGCAAACACUAGCAACCAAUGCAACAGUUCAGGAAAUCAUUUUUCAUGCCAGCACUGUGAUUUCAAAGCUUGUAGUCAGGACAUCCUGAAUGAACAUGAGCAGCGGUGUUGUAAAAAAACAGAGAAUCAGAACGGGAUCGUAAAUUCUGUCAUUUGUGAAAACCAGGAGACCAAAAUAAUUGUUAUUUCGACAGAACAGCCCAAGGAAGGUGCAGAGGCAAAAGAGAGUCCUUCAGUUAAAUCUACCUCAAAAACGAAAUGCACACUUAACUCAUCGAAGGAUCUGAAAACGUACAAGAGGCCACUGCAAACCAUCACCAAGUACUUUGCAGCAGCAUCUGGAUCCCAAGGGAAACCCUCAGUGAACUCAGCUGAGAGCAUAGAGCCUCUAGAAAGCACCAAAGGAACCCUAAUUUUGCAAGAAUCUCCCUCAAGCUCCAGCCCACACAGCAGUGGUGUGUUUAAAGUCACUGCAAAGUCCAUUAUUGAUAUAUCUAAAAAAGGGUCUGACCGAUUUCUACUGAAUGACCACCUUUUAAUUGCAGACCUGACACCAUCAAAGCCUAAGGAACAAGUCAAAGAACCCGCCUCUAACAACAUUGGGAAGAGGGCCAAUAGUGAAAGCCCAGAGAGUUGCCCUGCCAAAAAAGCAAAGUCAAGCAAAAAGACGACGAAUGUCCCAGAGGAGGCAAGUAAACAGCAAUCACCAAACAACACAGACUUUUCAUUUGAAAUUAGUGAAGAUGAAGAAGAAAAGAUGGCUCAUCUUUUAAAUGGGGACACAGAAAGCCCAAAAGUAUAUUUUUGUAAGCACUGUGACUACAGUGAUAUGGGCCUCAGAAGCGUGUCUACCCAUUACCAAAAUGACCACCCUUACAUAAGAUAUAACGUGGCCUACAUUCAGGAUCCUAGUGAUCAAAGUGCUACCUUUCGCUGCCUGGAGUGUCCACUUGAGUUUUUAAGUAUUGCUGACCUCAAGAGACAUUACACAGAAACUCAUCCAGACGCCCCAAAAGUUCUCACAAUGCAGUCGUGUGAACUCAGUUUGGUUUUCAAAUGUUUUGUGUGUCCAUUUACCACCAAUGUAUUGAAGCCCUUGAAAGAACAUUACAAGGAAAAACACCCAAAACAUAAAAUGGAUAAUCCCUUGUUGUACUGCAGAUAUUCAGCGACUAGGUACCAAGAAGGAUCAUCUCAGUUGAAUACAUGUGAGAGAGCACACAGCCCGGAAAGAUCAGAGGGGAUUUCUUCCAAGCAUGCGCAUGCACAAAAGGAGAAUGUCAAAAAAACACCCGCUGCCCUGCCUCCCAACCACAAUGGAGCAGAAAUGGUUUUGUAUCAUUGCAACAAAUGUAAGUUUAGUCAUAAGUCAAUUGUUGUUAUGCAUGUCCACUAUCAAAAAAGUCAUCCAAAGGAAGCUGUCACAAUUGACAAAAUCAAACAGUCAGUUCGUGCCAUAUCACAUAUAACUUCAGAGACGAUCCCUGAGAAGUCUGUGACAGUAGCAGAAAACUCUGCACCUCAGAAGAACAUCUCAGAUUCUUCUAAAAAAGUCAAAGACAAAGCCGGGCAGUCAAACAGAAAGAUUUCAUUGUCUUUGAUGAAUCUGAAGCACACAUCAGACUCUUCUAAGACUCAUUCAGAGUCUCCCAAACCUGAGAAAGUGAAAACUGCAGAGGACAGAGGCGAAACAAAGACAUCACCUACCAAAUUUGCCAGAGAGAUCUCUGCUACAAUGGACAGUUUAUCCUAUAGUUCACCAAAUAAAAUGUUUUACUGCCAGUUUUGCUGUUAUUCAAGUACCAACAUCAGAAGCGUUGUUGCUCAUCAUAAGGCGAAACAUGCUGUGUAUGGACUAAAGGAUACUGAAGAGAUCGUGAGGUAUAGUGCUGAGGUGCAAAGAAAACGGCAAGGUGAAAAUGAGGCCUCAGCAAGUACUACAUCUCCUGAUCCUGAAACUAGUAAACAGGUUGAGGUAUGUAGCGAAAAAGAACUUCCACGUGAACAGGAUAAUGUAGAAGAUGCUUCCAUGAUGAAAUCUAAUCCUUAUGCAUGUCCCGAAAACUUGUUUUACUGCCAAAAGUGCAACUUUGGUAAUCCAACUGUAAAAGGAGUAUUGAACCAUCAAGCCACUGUGCAUCAAGGCAUUAAGUCCAAUCGAGAGUGCAUUCUUGAAUACACAGCUUUGAUUCGUGAUGAAAUUGAGAAAUCAAAGUCUAACACAGAGGAGUUACCCCCCUCUACUCAUCUACCUCUCCCACUUCUGAAUGAAGGUGAUAAAGAUAUGGUUUUCUGCCCCCUUUGCAACUACAGGCAGAAUAGUAUUAACCAUGUAUUGAAGCAUUGCUUCAAAAGACAUCGUGGAUUUGAGGUUAAGGCUGAAAAAAUACAUAUGUAUACUUCGGUGGUUGUCAAACAGGCACAGAAAUUAGACUUAAAAACAACUGCAAGCCAAGAAGUUAAUCAUGCAUCCGUUGGUAUAAAAGGAAAUAAAAAGAUGCUUUCCAAAGGCUUGUCAGUUUCAGCAUCACCCUCAGUGAGAGCCACACAAGCACAGAGGACCCUAAAGUGUCAUAAAUGUGCAUACAGCAGUCAGUACCUGAAUGUUUUGAGGAGGCAUAUGUGGAAAAGCCACAGGACAAAUCGCUCAGUCAAUGAGGUUUUAAGAUUGUGUUUUAAACGUGGCAUGUUAGAGUCAGGUUAUUACUGUGACUUGUGUGUUUUCUCUCACAAAACUGCAGCAGCAGUCUACAAGCACCACCAGGAACAACACCCAAAACGUAAACUGACCUUUGAAUACAUAUCCACUAGGUUAUAUGCUGGUCCUGACACACCCCCUCCUGAAGAGAAGAAACCUAAGAUAAAGCAAACUGAUGGUACUAGCGAUGGUGCUUGUACUGAUGGCAGAUUACAAUCCGGAAGAUCUGGACAAAGUGAAAACAAGAGGUAUUCGUGCAGAGCAUGUUCAUUUAGAAGUCGCUCGAUGUCAAGUAUGGCAGACCACUACCGUGCUGUUCAUCCUUGGACUGUGAAAGAAGAUGGCUCAGUCCUGAAUGUCAUCACCAGCAAGAAGCCAAAUGCAAACAGCCAUGUGGAAGACCACAAUGAAAUGCCAGGGUCAUCUGACACCCAAGAAGUUCCUCCUGAAUUUGGCAAGUCACCUGAUUCAUCUCGUGAAGCAACAGAAUCACUCACAAUUCUCAAGUGCCAUCAUUGCCCUGCGACAUUUCAUAGCCAGCGUGGUCUUAAGACUCACCGUGGAAUGAAACACCCAGAAGCUGUAACUGAAGAUUUAUAUGAACAGGAAGAACAGCGAGUACAAAUCCAAAAACGUGUGCAUAUCUUUAAGUGUCCACAUUGCACCUACGUCAAUACCAACUAUCAUGGAAUUCUCACUCACUGCCAGAUGAAGCAUCUUUCCUGCGUAUCCAGGGCAGACAGUCUUCACGUGAAUGAAAAAGAUCUACGCAGUUGGGAAGACAGCUUGAAAAGAAAAGGUCCUGGUGAGAGUUUGAAAUUUAGCGGGUACAUGUGUAAAACCUGCCCUCAAAUCUAUGCAACGUUGGCGAAGAUCAACAAGCACUGUGAGAACGACCAUAAAGACACUGUGCCAAACGCGGGGCCGAGCACACACAAACUAGCUCCUACACCAUCAGCUGCAAGUAAAAUACUACAAUCUAAUACCCACAGCAGCAGAGCAUCACUAUUGAAAGCUUCCUUUUUAUCCAAGAAAAAUUACACACGGAUUAAUUGCCAGCAUUGCCGUUAUACUUGCAGCACAAAAAUUGCACUCAGUCAGCACUUUCAUGCUCACCACAGCAGCAGCGCUGUUCCAAAGGCUAAAGAGUAUGGAUACAAGUGUGUCCUGUGCCCUAGGUCUUAUUUCAGGAAAAAGCGUUUGGGAAACCAUUAUAUCUUGAAGCAUGGGAAGGAUGCCUUCUUUAAAUACUAUGGAGCAAUAUCCAAACAGAUCUCAGAGAAGUCCGUGCUCACAUCUCCUGUCUGUCCUUUAACUCAGCGAUCCAAAACCAUUUCUGAAGUAACUGAGUCUAUCACAACGACAGAAGAGGACAAAGUAUUAGUUUACAUGUGUCCAAGCUGUCCCUAUGUGAAUGCUAGCCACCAUGGGACGCUUACUCACUGCCAAAUGAAGCAUCCAGUCCUCACAGCCAGGGCAGAUGAACUGAAAAAGGAAAGAAUUCUUGUAACCAACAUGGUUGGCUGUACGAUGGGAAAAGGAUCUAAUGAAAGAGGGUACAUGUGUAGAAAGUGCCCACAAAUUUAUUCAUCAUUGGAAAAACUAAAAAUCCACGGUGAGAGGGACCACAGUCAGGCUGAGCCAGCAGCUUCUGAACAUUCAUCUGACACUGACACUGAGAAACAGCCUCAUCACAGCUCAGAGGACUUGGUGUUGGAGGCUGCUCCUUUAAAAGACAAAACAUCAGCAGUGAACACAACAGACACUGAUCUCAGUCAACAGCUGGCCUCUCCUGAGACAUGCCAGGUGUCAGAGCAAAACAAGGAAUUCCGUAUAAAUGUCGAAUGUGCACCUAUACAGCGGUGUGUCGAAGGUAUCUGCAUUGCCAUUACAAAAAGACUCACAAAUUGGAUGCACUGAGCACAUACAAGAUGCUGGAGGAGUAUAACAAACGUAAACGCAGCAUAACCCCCUACCAGCUGAAAGCUGCGUGUGAGGAAAGUGCACACGUCAAAUGUAGGAAGUGUCCAAACUUGAUGUUUGACUCAUCGCAGCAGCUUAUUGCCCACUAUAGUACCUUUCAUAGCUCACAUUACAAAUUGGACUUUACUGUGUUGUCACAACAAUCAAAGAAGAGGACAGGAAUUUACAGAUGUGCCCACUGUGAUAAAAAAUUAAAUGGAAUUAGAAAACUGUGUCGCCACCUGGAUCGCCAUGCAGCAAGGGAGAAAAAGAAGGCUGCAAAGGCAAAGUCAUCGUGUGCCAUUAUGUCAACACCAGAGACCACAUUCAUUGAACUCUGUAGGCAAGAUGAACUGCCCAUGUUAGAAACAGUGGAGGAGCUGACCCAGUGGAAUGUGACGCAAGUAGAGACCUUCACUUUGCCCGCGAGUCCUCUGUCUUCACCUUUAAAAUCCACUGAUGUAGAGCAGCCAGAGCUGGAAUCAAGAGUUGACAAACACAGCUGCAAACAGUGUGGGCGGACAUUCAUGUCUCUGAAAGGUCUGCGCUCGCAUGAGCGCAGCCAUGCAGCCCUGGCAGCCAUCAAGAAACUGGACAAUCUGCCUCCUUCAGCACUAAGGCACAACAUUAACAAAUACGUCAUCUACAAAUCUGGAACACUAAGGCCUUUUCUAUGUAGUAUCUGUUCCUAUCGGACCACCGUCUUGGGCCUGUGGAGGUGUCAUUUUAUGAAAAAACAUCACGAUGUCAUUAUGGAUCCUGCAGAGUCUGAGGUUCAAGAUGAGGAGCAUGCUCAGAGGACCUACAUGGAGCCUCUUAAUUCACCAGGGGACAAGAAUAAUUUGGCUGAACCUGAUGAAGAACAUGAAAUGGCUGAUGAAUCGCUGUACUUGGAGCCCCCAGACGUGCGGCGACAGUUGAACCACUACAGCUUGAUGGCACAGACUGGCGUCUCGUCUAACUCCAACCUGCAGGAAACCGAGAUACCUGAGAACAGUCAGCUUCACUGCGAGUUUUGCAAUUUCAGCACCGGCCACUUGUCUAGUAUAAGACGCCAUUACUUAAACCGCCACGGGAAGAAGAUCCUCAGGUGUAAGGACUGCAACUUCUUCACUGGUUUAAGGAAAACCCUGGAGAUGCACGUGGAGACGGGUCACUCUACCUGCCAGUCAGAGCCUACUCAUCAGAAAGACCUCCGCUGCCCUUUCUGCCUCUACCAGACCAAGAACAAGAACAACAUGAUCGAUCACAUCGUCUUGCAUCGUGAGGAACGCGUUGUGCCAAUAGAGGUGCGUCGCUCGAAGCUGUCACGUUACCUCCGAGGCAUCGUCUUCCGCUGCCACAAAUGCACUUUCACCAGUGGCAGUGCUGAAAACCUGCGUGUGCACAUGAUGAGACACAGUGACAUCAAACCCUACAAGUGUCGGCUGUGCUACUUCGACUGCACUCUGCUGAGCGACUUGGAGGCACACCUGAGUGAUAAGCAUCAGGUUGUGAGGAAUCAUGAGCUUGUGGGUCAGGUCAGCCUCGAUCAGCUACAGGCAAAGGUUGGUAGGAUGCGAGAGGAAGAGGAGGAGGAACCGUUAACAUACAGAGAGCGCCAGGAUGUAGAAACAGUGGAGUUUGUCACUGACUGUAACAAAGUUCUACAUGAGACACAAGCUGAGAACCCGGCAGAUAAUAACACCAGGGAGAAAAUUACGCUGCAGAUGGAAGAAGCAUAUCCGAGGCACAAGCAGCACCCACAAGGACAAGCGGGGAUUGUGGUCUUGUCAGACACUGCAAAAGGACAGAGGAUAGAAGAUACAGUAGAGCAAAAUGCUGAGAAAAAGAACAAUGCAGAUAUCCAGUUUGAGAAAUGCAACAGUCCAGAGAGAGGGAGAACGGAAAAUGAGAACCAAGCCCAACCCAGAGUGAGAGGUAGUGAUGACAGAGGCGUAAUGUUCACACAGCAAAAAGAGGAGGCGGCAAAGGGCAGCUCAACAAAGAGCGGUAAAAUAGCAGUUAAAAUAGAGGCCCACAAGUUAAAAAUUAAGUUGCUUCAGCGCAGAACAUUGAACAUCGAGGCUAGCGUAGAAGACGAUAUACUGCGUGACAUCCUCGUGUUGGACAAGGACGACAGCAUCUGCAUGACACGGAGAAAGGCAGAUCGGGAUAGAACGGUUAAGAUAGAGCAGAACACAGAGACGGACUGUGGAGAUAAUGCACUAAGCGACUUGCCAGGUGAAGAGAGUAGCAUCACUUUGGCCCAUAACCCAAAACUUGAUGAUCCGGAGGCAAAGAAACCUCACAUGCAGGCAAACAGCAGGAGGCAGAAGACAUUUAAAGUUGAGAGGCAUUUGCUAACUCUUCUGCCCAACUGUGCACAACUUAAGAUAAGCCAUAAAGAGAGUUCAGCUGCCUCACUCACAAACUGCAAAGAGGAACAAGUGCACAGUGAGGAGGUGACAGACCCUUAUGGAGAAAUGCCAGUGCUCGAGAAUGAGUAUCUAAAGGAUGUAUCGCAACCUUGCAAGGAGGAAGAAGAAGAGAUCGAUCAUCUUGAGCAGAAUCAGAAGAAAGAAGAUGAGAUGAUCACUGAAGACAACGAGAACCGAUGUGAGGAUAAAGAAUACAAGGAGGGAGACAGGAUAAAGGAAGCUGACAGUCCACAUGUGCACAAAAGUGCAGUCACAGCCACGGGGGGAGCUGCUGAAGUCCUGUGCCCAUCAGUCACAGAACAGGAACUUUAUACUUGUGACCUUUGUGGACGAAACCUCACGAGCAGCUGUGAAUUGAAGCGUCACAUAAUGCGACAUGGGAUGUAGAUGUUUUCUUUAUGUCUCGAGCAGCAGAAGCAGCUUCCACUGGUGAUUUUUUUUGUUUGGGAAGCUCAAUAUUGUUUUCAUGAACCGUCCUCUGUUCUUUUACUUUACUGUGUAUUUGAAAAUUACUUGUUAACACAUUAAUUUUUCACGUUUUGUAGAUUUUAAAACCUUUUUGAAUGAAACGUUUUUUAUGGUACGUAUGUUAUAAGUGUGACUUUAUUUUGCUUUUCAAUAAAUAAAACUUCUGAAUGAAGCUGGUAACU
Molecule: messenger RNA, 8140 nt
Organism: Seriola aureovittata
Lineage: Eukaryota; Metazoa; Chordata; Actinopteri; Carangiformes; Carangidae
Product: zinc finger protein 462-like
Exons: 11
Coding region: 4908-7877 (989 amino acids)
Biological process (GO): regulation of gene expression
Cellular component (GO): nucleus
Source: RefSeq, a predicted model, not a curated record